AUGAACGACUGGAUACAUUGUAACAAGUGUUCAAUUAAGCCUCAUUCCAAUGUUAAACUUUUUAUAACUGAAUGUGGCCACUUAUUUUGCCAAAGGUGUACUGAAAAUCUAAAGGAUUCAAAAUGUGUUAUAUGCAACAAAUCUGUUAAAAUCAUACCAAUUUCCAACGAUAUGGAUGCUUCAAUUCAAAGGUUCUUCAUUCCCAUUGAAACACAUCUAAACAAAAUCUUGGAGGUGUAUAAUUUCCAAAUGCAACACCGAGGAAGACUAGUCCAAACAACACUCCAAAAAUAUAACUAUGCUAAAAAGGAGUGCAUAUCAGCAUUCAACAAAUACAGAGAAGUGACAAGAGAGAACAAGACAUUGAAGUCAACGUUAAUGUCUAGAGGAAAAUUUGGUAAUCCUCAUCCAUUCACCAGCACUCCUUUUGUUAAUGCAUCUCAAGCUGAUACUAUGUCAAUAUCUUCUGUUGGUUUUACCCCUAACGUUUGCGAAAGAAUGCAUCCAGCUUUGGCUUCAGGACCUGGUAUCGCAAAAAGAAUCCCAUCCAGGGAUAGCAAUUUUAUGGGGCCUUAUCUUCCUCCGGUGAGAAGAUAUUAG
Anoplophora glabripennis (Asian longhorned beetle) is the source of this 600-nucleotide messenger RNA. Its product is annotated as probable E3 SUMO-protein ligase RNF212. The record is from RefSeq and is a predicted model, not a curated record. Gene Ontology annotation, cellular component: synaptonemal complex. NCBI's taxonomy places the organism in Eukaryota, Metazoa, Arthropoda, Insecta, Coleoptera, Cerambycidae. The coding region runs from base 1 to 600 and encodes 199 amino acids. Gene Ontology annotation, molecular function: SUMO transferase activity. The transcript is spliced from 5 exons. Gene Ontology annotation, biological process: reciprocal meiotic recombination; protein sumoylation; homologous chromosome pairing at meiosis.